Messenger RNA from Osmerus eperlanus (European smelt), 1442 nucleotides. RefSeq names its product coiled-coil domain containing 106b (gene ccdc106b). Gene Ontology annotation, cellular component: nucleoplasm. The transcript has 7 exons. Bases 158 to 1171 code for a protein of 337 amino acids. The record is from RefSeq and is a predicted model, not a curated record. Lineage: Eukaryota; Metazoa; Chordata; Actinopteri; Osmeriformes; Osmeridae.
UAAAGCUGAAAAAAAAGUAUUUAAAAGUAGAGAACGCGUCUUCAAAUGCGCCUGCGUGACAAUUAAGCUGUCGUUCAAAUUUACCAGCUGGAAUGAGCUAAUUACGGUCCUAGUUCGGCGACAUAAGAUUUUCACAACGCCAUUGAGAAAUGCAAGUAUGAAUCCCUCAAACACGCAGAAUCCAAGUACAACAGAAGGUGGAGGCCUCUAUGUUAAUGCUUACGAGGUGUCCUUCCCUUUUGGUGAGAACGUGGAAAGACCUCAGCCCGUCUAUUUCAACCAAAGUGAACCCAUUUUGGAAGAGCCUGGGUGUGAGGCCCCCUCCUCCUCAUACAGCCCCUUCAUCUUGAUCUCUAAUCUGCGGACACACCUGUACGUGACUCUGGAGAAGAACACCUGGCUGCAGAAACGCAUCCUGGACCUGGAGGAGGAACGCAACUUCCUGCGCUGUCAGCUUGACCGCUUUAUCUCCUCCAUGAGGAACAACGAGAGCAAUGACUGGGGAGCUGAAUCUCAGCAUGCCGUUCCAGUGAAGCUCCAGGCAGCCAGGUCACCUUCCCCUCCUCCCUCACCCAUGACCACCAGGUCUGGAAAGAUACAGAAACUCCUCCAGAGCCAGCCCCUCACUCGGGGCAGGAACAUUCCCGUCAAACAGGAGGUGCGGAUGGUGGAGAAAUACUUUGAGGAAGACGGCUACCUGGAGGAAGAGGAGCUGGUUUCAGACGAGGAUGAUUCAUCAGAGGACCAGAGGUCGAAGAGGAAGGUAAGAGGAGGAGGCAGGGUGGUUGGCGAAGAACCAAGGAUGAAGAUGAGGAGGGUUAUCAGGAUCACCCAUGGAAGGGAGAGGCAGCGAGUGAAAGAUCCUGACGGUGUACUCCUUCGCUACCAGAAGAUCCUCCACACCUACCAACGUCUUAGAUCCAUGUCCAAGGCAUUUCAGAGCCACGGAGUGGACCGCAACACCAUGGCAUCCACCUCCCCCAUUGCAGAGAUGCUCCUGGUGUCCCCCCAGAAGGUAGCUGAGGUGGGGGAGUUUGACUCCUCCAAGGAGAAGCUGCUGGACUACGCCCGGCGUUGCUAUAAAGCCCUGGACGAGGAGACCCACACCAAGGUCCAGGCCUUGAAGAAGACCCACCUGCUUCUUCCUAUCUCAUACAGGUUCCGAAACUGACCUUUCAAAACAAACGAUAGAGAAAGAGUUGAGAUGAGAGGGAAAAGAGAUUAUGUUAUUUAGUUUGGAAACUAUGAGGGAGAAAAUACUAAAUUCAGACAGCAAGAAGUCAUUUUGUUUCUACCUCAGCACUUUAAGUUAUUGUUUUGGAUAUGUUUUGUUUUCAAUCCACUGUUCUGGAUGGAGUUAAUGGUUGCAUACUUUGCUGAAGGGGGUUGAUGGCAGGAUAGCUACAAGCUCCAAUCAAAGCAAUAAAGCACUUUCCAGUGAA